UUCUUUCAUUCGGAAUACUCGGAAUUCUUCUCUCAUUUUGAAAAGUUAUUAGAAGAAAAUGUCAACAACAUUUAGUUAUUCAUAGGAUUUUCUUGAUAUAUUUGACAAUUUAUGAUGGCAGAGAGCGAUACAAAGUUUAUUAAAUGUGUAGUGGUUGGUGAUGGAGCCGUGGGAAAGACUUGUAUGUUAAUGAGUUAUGCUACGAACAAGUUUCCAACGGACUAUGUACCAACUGUGUUUGAUAAUUAUGCAGUGACAGUUACCGUUAAAGGACAACAAUAUCAACUAGGAUUGUUUGACACAGCCGGCCAGGAAGAGUACCAAGGUCUCAGGCUACUGUCCUAUCCAGGUACACAUGUUUUCUUAAUGGCAUUUUCUAUUACAAUGCCAGAGUCUAUGAAAAACUUGGAACAAAAAUGGAUACCGGAAGUACGUCAUCAGUCACCGUCUUCAGCAUAUUUAAUCGUAGGAACUCAGUGCGACCUUAGAGACGAUGAAAAAGUCAAACAAAAAUUACAAAAACGUAGACAAAAACCUGUUACCCUUGAAGAAGGACAAAAAUUAGCAAAACGUGUGAACGCAGACUGUUAUGUUGAAUGUUCGUCAUUAACAAGACAAGGACUAAAAGACGUUUUUGAUGAGGCACUCAUAGCAGUGUUGGACCCUAAAGUUAAAAGGAAAUCUGGAAGAAGGAAAGUGAGAUGUGUUAUAUUAUAAAUAUAGUUCAUUAACUCAUUUCUUCAAAUUUAAUUCAUUCACCUUACUCAAGUGUUACAGGGUUUAAGUGAAGAUUAGUGCCUGCUAUAGUUCAAGUAAAAAGACCGAAGUGCGUUUUCCGGCUUAAAUUUGGUAUAUACUUAAUUCACAUUUACAUGUACAAUAGUGAAACUUACAUUUAUAUUCUGUGAAUGUUCUUGGAAAAUAGUUUUUAAUGUAUUUGUUUAUAUAAAGGCCAUAGCAUUUUAUUGUAUGUAUUAAGUCUGUGCAAUACAAAACCUAGCAUUUGUUGUUUGGGGGAAAUAAGAGGUUGCACAUGUUUUUGCAUCUGACACCACCUGAUAUUUGUUUACUUUUUUUUUUUUUUACAAGAAAUAGCUUUAGUCAGAUUUUGUUGUUAAAACAGAUAAACUAACAUUAACUGAUAAAAUGAUGGGUUGUAUGAAAUAGUAGAUAUAUUACACGAGAAAUAUUAAAAUAUUUGCUGCUGAACAUUCAUCCUUUAAAUACUAUCAGGUGAAUUAUUAUUGAUGUUUAUAGCUUUCAUGUUUGUGCCUUCUUAUAUCUCCUAUAUUCUUAAUGAAAUCAAAAGUUUGUACUUAUUUCUAUCUUAUCAAGUUAGUCUAAGAGCUAAUAUUUAGCCAUCGUUGCAUAUAUGUAUUACUUUUGUUGCUACAUGAACAACUGAAAACUCCAUCUUUGAAAUAUGACUGAAGAGCAUGACUAUAUUUUAAGGUUCGAUUUGUGAAAUGUUUUCGAUUUACUGUUAAUGCUUUUUCCUAUAAAACAUGACAGGAAAGACGAAUUGUGUGAAGGUUGGUUUAACAUACGAAAUUCAGUAUGUGAUCUUUUAUGCAUAUUGACUAAGACAGAUACGUAACUGUUAGAUCUGAUAUCAUAUUGACAUAUUUGUCAUAAUAUAUAAGAUCUUCUAUUAAACCGGUGCUUUUGACAGUGUUGUUAAUAAUAUUUACGAUUGUAAUGGUUAUUCUUAUGAAUUUUAUUAUUUUGGGGGAAUAUUAUACAAAUAUUGCUACUUCAGCUGAUUUGUUGAUAUUUCGGUAUUGUUCACCACAAGAACAAUGUAAUUCUAUCAAAUGGUAAGAUAUGAAAAGUAGAUGAUCUAGAGGAAUUACCUUCUUUCAGAUCAUCUACUUUUCACAGUUUUCCUCCGACAUCUGAAAACGAGCGCUUGUCAAGAAGAUUGGAUAUAGAACCUUACAACAAACCUUUGACCAAUCUUAUUCAAAAUUUAAGACAGCCAUGUUGCAAACAGACCCCGAUCAUUUAGCAAAGCCCAAUUAUAACUCAUGAGUUAAGAUAUCACUGUAACAAACUGACUCCAAUGCGUUAGCAUAGCAACAUUCUAACCCAGACUUAGAAAUCUUUGUACCUUUAGCAAUUGAACAGUUUUAUGUUGGUAUUUUAACUAUUGUUUUUAGAAUUUCAAUGUUAAUUUGACAAUAUACUUUGACCCGGUUCUACAGGUCUUUUACUUCUUGCAUUUAUGAUGAACACAUUUAAAUAGCAUGUAAUGCUGAUGUUUUCACAAUUUUAGAAUUUGGCCUGAUAUGACAAUUAAUGAUUUCCUGUGACUUGACACACAGUAUUUAUGAUUAUAAGUAUAUUCAUGAUCAUGAUGGUUAUGUUAACGAAUAUAACUUGCAGUUGUGAAAUAUGGAGAAUUUAUAUUCUUGCUAUUUACCACGUUCAAAAUUAUGAAGAAACCAAGGUCAAUCGAAAAAUAAUGACAUUUUGAUGCACGCUGCUUCACCCUGCUUCAUCUACCUUGACUUAGAACAACACCUAAAAAACCUCCGACGUGUGACUGUCCCCACUAGCCUUACAAUUACAGCCCCUCUGGUCGUGUUAUAACUGGGGAUCUAAACAUAAAUCAACAUGAAAAUCUCCGAAAGGUGAUUUUGUUGUUAAACAAAUACAUUUAGUAUUGCCCUUCCAAGAUGUACGCAACAAUUGCUUUACAAUAUUUGAUAGACAGGGUACAUUGUGCAACCAACUUGACACAUAGAUAGCAAAAAGUAUAUAAUCUGUUGUAUGUUGACUCAUGACAGAUAAAGAACAAUCAGGUCUGAUAUCGGUGAUCCUAGUGAACAUUUUCUUCAAGAGACAUUUAUCACUAGUUAAUAUUUACCAUAGUUAUAUAUGGCCUUACUUGCCAGAUUAUCUUUUUUGUUCUUCCGCAUAUAUAUUUUACAUAAUGAAAGACGAUUUAAAAUAACUUUUUUGAAGUGAUUACAAAAAUCAAAAUAAGAUAUAUCACUGCUAUAUAUAAGUAUUAUAAAAUUAGAUGAAGAUUUCUCACGAUGCACAUUGAUAACAUCCUUCUUAAGAGUUCUAAUCCAUAAUUUUAUUUUACCUAGUUAUAUUAGAACAAACAAGAAGGCAAUGUUGUCUUACAUUUGUAUUUCAGGGCGUUUUUCUUAGUUUUCAGGGGCGGAUCCAGUCAUUUGAUAAAGGGGAGCUAGGGGUCCAACCACAUGUCCCCAUUCAAAUGCAUUGAUCGUCCAAAAAAGGGGGGUUCCAACUACCGGACCCCCCCUAGGUCCGUCACUGGUUUUAUAUACUCUUUAGUAAAUGCAGUUAUAGUUAAAAAUUAAGUUCAACCGACAACGUGCCCAGAGUAUUUUUCAGAGUUAAUUGACAGACUAUGGUUUAAACUAAAAAUUCAGAUGACAAGAACAAUAUGAUAUUUAAAUAUUUAAGUAACACAGGAAGUUUCAUAACUUUUGGUUUAUUUUUUUGUUUUAACUUUUUAGGUUUAAAAAAAAAACAUUAACGCGGAAAUGAACUUAUUUAGUAAUAGAUUAUAGUGGAUUAUUGCAUUGAUAUAAUUGAAUUUUGAUGCUAUAUUGAAGGAGCUAAUGUUUUAUUUACGCACUAAAAUGAAAAUUCUUUCCUUUUUUAAAUUCUCAAAAUUCUUGAAAUAGUAAGUUAAAUGUAAUAACAGUUUCCUGGUUUGACCAUAGUUCCCUAGUAAAGAUAUAAAACGUAAUCCUUUUAGGGAAAUAUAAUGAAAUUAUCAGUUAUAUGUUAUUUAAGUGUUUUUUUUUAAAGAUAACAAAUAUUCAUGCAAUAAACCAUCGAUUGUAAACCAUACUUAAAUCUACAUAUUCUCAUUCAUUAUUCCCCUAAACAUGCAUAAAAUAUUUGCCACUGGACUGUUAAUCAAACAAUAUGAAUCUAUCACCCAUGACCUGAUUUGUUUUUAAGAAGUCACAUAACUUUAUGAUAUCUCACAAUUAUCUUUUGAUAAACUGUUUAUGGAAUAAUAUAAAUGGUACCAAAACAAGGAAAUAUGAAGAAGUUAUAUUAUUAUAAUCAGUAAUCCAGCAUUUGUUAAUAAAUAUUGCAGCUGAAAAAUACAGUUUAUGUCACAUACAUGUAGGGUACUUUGCUUGCUGAUGAACCAUUUUUAGUUUGUUUGUAAACCAAUUUUAGAUAUUUAUGUUUUUAAGAAAUGUUCCACUAAUUGUUAAUUUUUGCAUAUUUUAUAAAGAAUAAAACUAUUUCUUUAUUA
Molecule: messenger RNA, 4255 nt
Organism: Mytilus trossulus (common blue mussel)
Lineage: Eukaryota; Metazoa; Mollusca; Bivalvia; Mytilida; Mytilidae
Product: cdc42 homolog
Exons: 3
Coding region: 112-717 (201 amino acids)
Biological process (GO): Cdc42 protein signal transduction; establishment or maintenance of cell polarity; endocytosis
Molecular function (GO): GTPase activity; GTP binding; protein kinase binding
Source: RefSeq, a predicted model, not a curated record